Molecule: messenger RNA, 1837 nt
Organism: Nycticebus coucang (slow loris)
Lineage: Eukaryota; Metazoa; Chordata; Mammalia; Primates; Lorisidae
Gene: LCTL
Product: lactase like
Exons: 14
Coding region: 134-1837 (567 amino acids)
Biological process (GO): carbohydrate metabolic process
Molecular function (GO): beta-glucosidase activity
Source: RefSeq, a predicted model, not a curated record
CACCGUGGGCUUUGCUUUCAGGGAGCAGCAUAGGCCCUGGGGGGUCAGUCAGAGGGAGCUCUGGCUGCCAGCUAUUGCUCUGGGGGUGUCUGGGACCAAGGAUGAUCCUGGGUAUGGGGAAGGACCGGGUACCAUGAAGCCAGCGCGGGAUGUCACCCUUUGGUGGAUGCUACUGCUGGUGCUCAGGCUGGGGACUGCCAAGAAGGGGUCCCCAGAAGAGGCCUCCUUCUACUAUGGAACCUUCCCACUUGGCUUCUCCUGGGGUGUGGGCAGUUCUGCCUACCAGACAGAGGGUGCCUGGGACCAGGAUGGGAAAGGGCCCAGCAUCUGGGAUGCCUUCACACACAGCAGGAAAGGGAAGGUGCUCGGGGAUGAGACAGCCGAUGUGGCCUGUGAUAGCUACUACAAGGUCCAGGAGGACAUCGUUCUGCUGAGGGAGCUGCAGGUUAACCACUACCGAUUCUCCCUGUCUUGGCCCCGGCUCCUGCCCACAGGCAUCCGAGCUGAGCAGGUGAACAAGAAGGGAAUCAAAUUCUACAGUGAUUUUAUCGAUGACCUUCUGAAGAUCAACAUCACGCCCAUCGUGACCUUGCACCACUGGGACCUGCCCCAGCUGCUCCAGGUCAAAUAUGGCGGGUGGCAGAACGUGAGCAUGACCAGCUACUUCAGUGAUUACGCUGAUCUGUGCUUCGAGGCCUUUGGGGACCGGGUGAAACAUUGGAUUACAUUCAGUGAUCCUCAGGCAAUGGCAGAAAAAGGCUAUGAGACAGGCUACCACGCACCUGGCCUGAAGCUCCAUGGCACUGGCCUGUACACGGCAGCACAUCACAUCAUUAAGGCCCACGCCCAAGCCUGGCAUUCUUAUAACAGUACGUGGCGCAGCAAGCAGCAAGGUCUGGUGGGGAUUUCACUGAACUGUGACUGGGGGGAACCUCUGGACAUUAGUAACCCUAAGGAUGUAGAGGCUGCUGAGAGAUACCUACAAUUCUGCCUGGGCUGGUUUGCUAACCCCAUUUAUGCUGGUGACUACCCUCAAGCCAUGAAGGACCAUAUUGGAAGAAAGAGUGCAGAGCAAGGCCUGGAUAUGUCAAGGUUACCAGUGUUCUCACUCCAGGAGAAGAGCUACAUUAAAGGCACAUCUGAUUUCUUGGGAUUAGGUCACUUUACUACUCGAUAUAUCACAGAAAGGAUCUACCCCUCCCGCCAAGGGCCCAGCUACCAGAACGAUCGUGACUUAAUAGAACUAGUUGACCCAAAUUGGCCAGAUCUGGGGUCUAAAUGGCUAUAUUCUGUGCCAUGGGGAUUUAGAAGGCUCCUCAAUUUUGCCCAGACUCAAUAUGGUGAUCCUCCCAUAUAUGUGACAGAAAAUGGAGCAUCUCAAAAAUUACACUGUACUCAAUUAUGUGAUGAAUGGAGAAUUCAUUAUCUUAAAGGAUACAUAAAUGAAAUGCUGAAAGCUAUAAAAGACGGUGCUAAUGUAAAAGGGUAUACUUCCUGGUCUCUGUUGGAUAAGUUUGAAUGGGAGAAAGGAUACUCAGAUAGAUACGGAUUCUACUAUGUCGAAUUUAAUGACAGAAAUAAGCCUCGCUAUCCAAAGGCUUCAGUUCAAUAUUACAAGAAGAUUAUCACUGCCAAUGGGUUUCCCAGUCCAAGAGAGGUGGAAAGUUGGCACCUCAAAGCCCUGGAAAUUUGCUCUAUCAACAAUCAGAUGCUUGCUGCAGAGCCUUUGCUUAGUCACAUGCAAAUGGUUACGGAGAUUGUGGUUCCUACAGUCUGCACACUCUGUGUACUCACUGCUGCUGUUCUGCUCACGCUUCUCCUAAGGAGGCAGAGCUGA